Molecule: messenger RNA, 2610 nt
Organism: Penicillium soppii
Lineage: Eukaryota; Fungi; Ascomycota; Eurotiomycetes; Eurotiales; Aspergillaceae
Exons: 2
Coding region: 1-2610 (869 amino acids)
Source: RefSeq, a predicted model, not a curated record
AUGGAACAUCAACUUUUUUACCAGCCAUCUACUACACUAGUGAUCGUGUGUAAGUUAUGCGAGUACGUUAUUCGGCCGAAAGAGGUCUUCCGACACCUCCAAUCAGCGAAUCAUCGUAUUAAGAAGCCAAAAGCGCGCCAAAUUGCCGAGGCGGUUCAGAGUUGGGACCGUACAGAGGAAUGCGACGAAUGGCAGCCACCGACUGUGGUUAAUAACCCAAUCCCGAAUUUACCAGUUUAUAGCGAUGGUAUUUUAUGCGAGAAGGGCCAGUUUUGCCAAUAUCUCGCACGUACAGUAAAGACUAUACAACAGCAUUGGCGAGAUCAGCAUGGCUGGAUCGCACCUCCAAACCGGGGCGGUAGUCGGCGCCAACAAGGGUUAUCGGCAGCUGAACGGCAUAUCCAGCAAUUCACACGUAUUGUCCGGUGUCAGCGCGCGUUCACCCAGGGGCCGGGGUCGCAUUACAUUCGCGUUCAGACGCUCGGAGCCGAGGCCAUUCCCGAGGCCGAUUCGCUAGCAAUAUCUGAUCAUAAUAGUCAGGUGAUUGAUCAGAUGGAAAGAGCAUAUACCGAAAGACAAGAGCUUCCCCAGGUGAUCGUGGCUAGCCAGCGAGACGAGACGAAUCCAUGGCUUCGGAGGACCCAAUGGGCCGUCUAUCUCCAAGGGAUCAACCCGCACGACCUAGUGGACAGUGUCCGAGCCCCCGAUCCCGAAUCACUCGAUCCCACCGAGCAGGCUGCCUACGCAAUAUGGGAUUCAAUGGCCACUGUGGCUCGUAUCAGCCAGUUGAUCUGCACCAAAACGAGCCACACUAUUCGGUGCGAGGCUGUUCGGACUGAGCGGGAUCGCCUGCCCCAUCAACCACUACAAGCAUAUAUGGAUGGUGAAGCUGUUAAGCGACACACGGUCCCGUGGCAGCAGAUUCUCAUGUUUUUCACGCGCACGCAGGCCCCACAUGAUUGGGCUAGCCCCCACUACAGGUUUUCCAAACGCCAGCGAGCGGCUUGGGCCACAUUAUGGAGACUAGCCCAGGCAGAGCUUAGUGCCUCACCCAUCGUAGGCCAGGGCAGGGCAGGCCAUUCCAACACAGGCCUUUCCAACACAGGCCUUUCCAACACAGGCCUUUCCAACACAAGCCUUUCCAACACAGGCCAGUACAUGGCAGGCCAUUCCAACGCCGGGCAGGCCAACACAGGGCAUUCCAACACAGGGCAUUCCAACACAGGGCAUUCAAACGCCGGCCAGAGCAGUGAAGACCUGAGCAGUUCGGACCAAAGCAGUAUGCAUUCAGGAAGUGAUUCCGAGGACCAACAGCACCAAAUCACUAGCGAAUCCCCCUUUCAGCUCACUCCCCUUGACUCCGCCUGUCUAGAUUUUUGCAUUGAGCUAUUGAACCACCGAACUAAGGUCGAGGACUAUGAGAGCGCGCUUAUCUGCGCUAGCGCGGUGCUUGGACGUGGGGAGGCAGGCUGGGGUACUGCCCAGAGCUAUCCCCCAAUAUUGUCCAAAGUGAUCAAGAUUGCUCGGUUUAUGGUGGUCCACAAAGCAUUAAAGCUAGACCCAACGGCCGAGAAGAUGAUCCACCAACUAGCUACGCAUCAGAUGGCUGGCGAAUGGGAUACAGAGAGUCCGUUAGAUUCGCCUGAUUUCACGUUUUUAACGCAAACAACGGACGAUUCGUUUUACAACGAUAACGAUGGAGAUCAGGGGGCAGCACAGUCAUCGCACUUUAUUCAGUUUAGCCAGGGCCACACACAGGGCCACCGCCAACGAUCAUUCCGGGAGUGGGUGACCGAGAUGGUCAGCCAGUUUAUGGUCCGCGGCACCAACAGUCCAAUGCAGUGGCUGUUAGAUCUACGCACGUACGGCUUAAAGAUCCAUUAUAACAGCACCGCCACAGGCCAUGUUGGCUGGAUGAACCAAGACCAGCUGUUAUAUCAACAGUACAGUUUCACUAUGGGUGACUUCCGCGGCUUUACCCACGGCCUCGUAAGCUCCACACGCCAGAUACUACACGAAGAGCUCCUGUUUAGUCAGGCUAGCUCAGUUCCCUCGAUCCCGUGGCAGGCUAUGUUUGAUGAUCCUACCGAGACCGCGCACGGGUGGAGCUUUUUAAAAGACACCCGUACGGUAUGGCCUGUAGCCGGUAGCGAAUGGAUGGUGAAUCGGGUCCGAAACGAGAGACCACUCCAGCAGCGUUUUAUCGAGUCUAGUGCCGGCCGGCUCCGAAUGUCCGCUAUCGACGUUUAUCUUCAACGGGUAGCCCAUUUCCGCGAGAAGCUAGCCAUUGCUGUCCACGUCAGCGGAGGCCAGCCUGCACGGGCGCCAGAGCUGUUAAGCAUUCGGCACUACAAUACUGACAGCGGAGGCCACCGGAAUGUGUUUGUCGAAGAUGGUCUGGUAGCGUUUGUUACGCAGUACCACAAAGGGUUUUAUAGUACGAACGACGUGAAGGUUAUUCAUCGGUAUCUACCCCGGGAAGUAGGUGAGCUAGUGGUUUGGUAUCUAUGGCUAGUGCUGCCGUUUGUGGAGAGAUUGGAGGCGUACACACAGAAGGUGCGCGGGGAGGCAUCUGAUGCUGAGACGACUGGAGGCCUCCGAUCAGUCUGA